This is a messenger RNA of Striga asiatica, 1153 nucleotides long. NCBI's taxonomy places the organism in Eukaryota, Viridiplantae, Streptophyta, Magnoliopsida, Lamiales, Orobanchaceae. The record is from the annotation of a GenBank genome assembly.
AAAGAAACAGCUAACAUGGCAACCAACGUGUUUGGGAACCCAGUGACUGACGAGACGGUGAGACUUGUGUUCCCGAACCUGACGACAAUCACAGCCACAAACCGAGCUGAGGUGGCCCUUCUCUACAUGAACGCCGAGGAGAAAGCCACCAACGUUAGCCGGUUCGUGCACAACCUCAAGGAGGCCUAUGGCACGGGGACCUCCACCCUCGGCAUGAUCUACAACGCGACAGGUGGCAACCUCUCAUUCGUCCUCAGCCACACUUGGGAGGGCAACACGUGGCGCUCCCCUUAUCCUCAAGUUAUUCAGAAUGGGCAGUGGGCCGGGUUCCUCCAUGUCCGGGGCCGCCUCAUGGGCCCAUCUAAGGAGGCAAUCGUCUACAGAGGACAGAACAACGCCGGUGCCAAUCGUGACUGGAUGCUCUGCUGGAACACCCCACGCAUGAACUGGCAAAACCGCGUGUUUGCUGAAAUCCGCACGGCUGGUUCGUUUGCUUCGGCCAAUUGGAACACUGUCGACAAUAACAUGGAAAGGAAUACCAACAACUUUUCGACUACUAUGAAUGGAGGGUUUGCGAGCGUGUCGAUUGGUGCCGGGAGCUCGCCUGAGUUCGUGGGGAUAAUGUCUUUGCCUGGCGUGGCCGCAAGGGCCUUAGCCAUAGCACAUGAUAUAAGUGAGAUAUUCCCGUCCCUCGACUCCAAAUACGAUGAGCUUGACGGCAAAGAUGGUGGAGAAGAGCAAGAUUCUGCAACUGCUGCUGCUGAUGAUGCUGCUUCUAAAGCUGAUGAGUAAUUAUUGGCUUAAUUAUUGGAAAUUAAACACUACUAUAUAAUCUCUGUCUCUUUCCAAUAAUUGUGAUAAUAAAGAAUAAAGCGGUGCACGUGUAAUUUAUAUUAAUAAGAUGCAUGUGGCUAUUAGUGUUGGAUUUGCUUGAUGGGAAAGUCUGGAAGGAGAUGGUAGUGUUUGAUGUGUGUGAAGAGCAAUAUUGGUUUCUUGUUAUUUGUGAGUUUUGGUUUGUUGUGGUAAUAUGGAAUGUGAAAUAUUUAUUUUGUGUUUGAAAUGUUUUAGCAGUUGUGUUAUACUGUGUGUGCUUAUUUUUUCUAGAGGAUAUAUAAUUUUAUAACUAUUUUGUAUCCACAAACCAAUUCAAGAA